Messenger RNA from Seminavis robusta, 798 nucleotides. The record is from the annotation of a GenBank genome assembly. Lineage: Eukaryota; Bacillariophyta; Bacillariophyceae; Naviculales; Naviculaceae.
AUGUCUCCUUCCUUUCAAGCGUUGGGUUGUACCAAGAAGAUGUUGACUCAUGUCGGUGUUGGCAUGGGCGCGGCCAGUUUCUGGCGAGGCGCGUGGUAUGUUCUCGAUGAUCAAUUGUAUCCGGAAGAUGCCAACAAGAGUGCCGCGGCCAGUUUGAUUUUGGGUACGGCCGGCAUGGCCGCAUCGCAAGGCAUUGUCUAUCGCGCCAUGAUGGUCCAGUCUCGCCUCUUCAAGCCAGCGGCCCGUUUUGGAGCCCUUUACACCAUUGCCAUGUCGUGUGUUUUGGUAUGGCGCGGCACGUGGGUCGGAUGGGAUUGUGUCUACGAGUACUAUUACAAUCAACAUUAUCACACAGACUCGACACAACCUUUGAAAGAUGGACAUGUCAAUCAGUCCUUUCUCGAUCAUGGUCCAGUGGGGUUCGCCAUCAAAUCGACGGAUCCUGGACAUUUGACGACGAGUGGAUUGGCAUCGCACUGUGCUGCCAUUGUCGUGCUGGGAGCAUGCGGUGUCUUUGCAUCCGUCUUGGCACCCCCUGCGGCUGUUUCCGUCAUUCGAGAUUUGGCCAUUCAAUCGUCGCGGCGCAGUCAUGCGACGUAUUUUAAACCCAAGUACAUCAAGGUGCGCGACACCAUUGACAAUCGAGCGUACGAAUAUGUCCCGCAUUUGGCCGGAUACUUAAAGUCCCCUUCGGCACCGCCCUCGCCGCUCCAACGAGGAGUGUUGGCUACGACCGUACGAGGAUUCAAAAGUGGAACUUCCACGAGACGAGCCGGACUCAAGGAGUUUUCUGGGUGA